Pichia kudriavzevii is the source of this 1248-nucleotide messenger RNA. RefSeq lists its product as uncharacterized. The transcript has a single exon. Gene Ontology annotation, biological process: carbohydrate metabolic process; glycerol-3-phosphate catabolic process. NCBI's taxonomy places the organism in Eukaryota, Fungi, Ascomycota, Pichiomycetes, Pichiales, Pichiaceae. The record is from RefSeq and is a predicted model, not a curated record. Gene Ontology annotation, cellular component: nucleus; glycerol-3-phosphate dehydrogenase (FAD) complex; cytosol. The coding region runs from base 1 to 1248 and encodes 415 amino acids. Gene Ontology annotation, molecular function: NAD binding; protein homodimerization activity; glycerol-3-phosphate dehydrogenase [NAD(P)+] activity.
AUGUUUCUAAUCUCAAAGAGUUUACACUUUACAAGGAGUUUCUCAAAUACUAUCAAGACAUUGAAUAGAUCAAACAUUAAAAUGGUGUCCCCUGCUGAAAGAUUAUCUACUAUUGCGUCCACAAUCAAGCCAAACAGAAAAGAUUCUACAUCAUUACAACCAGAAGACUAUCCGGAACAUCCGUUCAAGGUGACGGUUGUUGGUUCCGGUAACUGGGGGUGUACAAUUGCCAAGGUUAUAGCGGAAAACACCGUUGAGAGACCUCGUCAAUUUCAAAGAGAUGUUAAUAUGUGGGUCUAUGAAGAAUUGAUUGAAGGCGAAAAGUUGACUGAAAUCAUAAAUACCAAACACGAAAACGUCAAGUACUUGCCAGGUAUCAAGUUGCCAGUUAACGUUGUUGCAGUUCCAGACAUUGUUGAGGCUUGUGCAGGCUCAGACUUGAUUGUCUUCAAUAUUCCUCACCAAUUUUUACCAAGAAUUUUAUCCCAAUUAAAGGGUAAGGUGAAUCCAAAGGCUAGAGCAAUUUCUUGUUUGAAAGGUUUGGAUGUCAAUCCUAAUGGAUGUAAGUUGCUCUCCACUGUUAUUACUGAAGAGUUGGGUAUUUAUUGUGGUGCCUUAUCAGGUGCUAAUUUAGCUCCUGAAGUUGCACAAUGUAAAUGGUCGGAAACAACUGUUGCAUAUACAAUUCCGGACGAUUUCAGAGGUAAAGGCAAGGAUAUUGACCAUCAAAUUCUAAAGAGUUUGUUCCAUAGACCUUAUUUCCAUGUUCGUGUUAUUAGUGAUGUUGCAGGUAUUUCCAUUGCCGGUGCACUCAAGAAUGUCGUUGCUAUGGCUGCUGGAUUUGUCGAAGGUUUAGGUUGGGGUGAUAAUGCAAAGGCUGCAGUCAUGAGAAUAGGUUUGGUGGAAACCAUUCAAUUUGCCAAGACUUUUUUCGAUGGCUGUCAUGCUGCAACCUUUACUCAUGAAUCUGCAGGUGUUGCCGACCUAAUCACUACCUGUGCCGGCGGCCGUAACGUUAGAGUUGGUAGAUAUAUGGCACAACAUUCUGUCUCUGCAACGGAGGCUGAAGAAAAGUUGUUGAAUGGCCAAUCCUGUCAAGGUAUCCACACAACUAGGGAAGUUUACGAGUUCCUCUCCAACAUGGGCAGGACAGAUGAGUUCCCACUAUUUACCACCACCUACCGUAUCAUCUACGAAAACUUCCCAAUUGAGAAGCUGCCAGAAUGCCUUGAACCUGUGGAAGAUUAA